AUGGAGGACACCGUGAGUGCACAGCGCCAGGUGCUCUUUCCGAAUGCUCAGAAAUUGGAAGAGGACCUCCAGAAAAGUGCGACGGUGCCGCCCGAGCAAUGGUCACCGAGGCGUGUGCCUUACAAGACUUACGAGAAGGAUGCGGCGCCUGACGACGAUAGCGACGAGGAGGAGGAGGGGAUGACCCUCGCCGCAGAGGCAGAGGUCGAGGGAUUGGAAGUCGGAAUGGAGGAGGUGGGUUUCCGCUACAACGGCCCCGAGCCAACCACCUUCGGGGAUUGGGCGCAUAAAGGACGUGUCACAGACUUCUGA
Messenger RNA from Symbiodinium necroappetens, 312 nucleotides. NCBI's taxonomy places the organism in Eukaryota, Dinophyceae, Suessiales, Symbiodiniaceae. The record is from the annotation of a GenBank genome assembly.